Molecule: messenger RNA, 890 nt
Organism: Drosophila ficusphila
Lineage: Eukaryota; Metazoa; Arthropoda; Insecta; Diptera; Drosophilidae
Exons: 1
Coding region: 237-794 (185 amino acids)
Source: RefSeq, a predicted model, not a curated record
AUAAAAAGUUAUCUGUCAAAGCUUUAUCUUUAAAAAUUAAACAAAAAAAAAACCUUUUUUAUACGAGAUAUACAUAGUUAUAAAGAUUAUAUUUGGGUCACAGUUGCCGUUAAUCAGGACUCCUUGAUUAAUGAGUCAAAACUUAUUUUAUAUUUAGAGUGAUAAACUGUAGUUAUUGCAAAGCAGAAUCUGAUUUUGCAUCGUCAGCAUUGAUUUAAAUUGUCAGUUAGCCGAAAAUGUUUAAGUAUUUGGCGGGGAUCUUCGCCAAGCCGCGCAAUGACUACGUGGACGGUCGUUUGACCAACGUGGCCAAGCCUGGAAACUCCUCCCAGGUGAAGGCGUCCCUGAAAAAAGUCGUCAGGGGAAAGGGGAAGCCGGAAGUCCGGGAGCCACGUCGCCGCCGGGAGGAGAAGCUCGGAAUGCGACCCUGCAGUCGGACCACUACCAAGUCCCCUAGCAUCCAGCUAGAGCCGAUCAGCUACAUAGUCGAUGUCGCGGAAUCAUCCUCGUUCAACGAUGACGGAGAAACCACUAUCGAAGACAACGAUCUCUGCUCGAAACCACUGGAGGAUCAGGACCAGAAGAAGGUAGAUUUCAGUUACAUUGUAAGGCCGUCGACGCCCAUUGCUCCGCCGGUUACCCGCAUCCAAAGUUGGAUGAGCUGCGCCACAGCUCCUUUGGAUGCCAAUCCCUUCAGUGAACACGAUGGUCUCGAUGUUCAGAUGCAGCUUUCCGAUGUCGAAAUCGAUGAGAUGAUAGAAUCAUUUACAAUUAACGAAGAUGAUUUCUUUUAAUAACCUUAUAUUCCAAGAAGACUGCUUCUACCAUUGUAGGGCCAACUAAGAAUUACCUGCAAAUAAAAGAGAAGUAUCCCAAAAUCAAAAAAAAUA